UCUCCACUUUACUUCCGAGCAAUCUUAGCCGUUGCUUUACAUUCACCGACAGCUCUUUGUCUCUCUGGCUUUUAAUAUUCCCCCUGCCAUCCUAGGAAGAAGCGAAAGAGCGAGAAAAAUGAUCAGAACCAUUUUCCUCUUUCUCGUCUUCUUCAUCGGAACGCAAGUCAACACGCAACUAAUUCCGCCGGCGAGGCCCGAUGGUUUCGCUUACCAACCGGGUCGUCAUCGUGCUGGCCCGGAUACUAUACUAAUCGAGGCGUUUUAUGACCCGGUUUGCCCGUACAGUAGAGACUCUUGGCCGCCGCUGAAGCAAGCGCUUAAACACUAUGGAUCUCGCGUUUCCCUUCUCCUCCACCUACUUCCGUUACCGUACCAUGACAAUGCGUAUGUAACCUCUCGUGCUUUACACAUUGUGAAUACUUUCAACGCCAACGCUACAUUCAGUUUACUUGAAGGGUUCUUUAAGCAUCAGGCAAUGUUCUACGGUGCGAAAACACAACUCCUGACAAGACCUCAAGUUGUGGGAAGAAUUGUCAAUCUUGUAACAGCCACGUUGGGAAACUCGUAUCAUCAUCUUCUCAAAUCUGGAUUCAACGACACCAAGUCGGAGCGUGCAACCAGAGUUUCAUUCAAGUAUAGUGCUUCAAGAGGUGUUUAUGGAACACCAACCUUCUACGUGAAUGGGUUCAAGUUGGCAGAUGAUGAUUCUCCUUCGGAUUUUGGAGGAUGGAAAAAAAUUAUUGAUCCUCUGGUUCAACCACACAAGGUAGAAAGGUAGCCAGAGAUUCAAGAUGAUCUUAUUCCAUUCAUCUGAUCAUCUCAAGUGCUUUUUACCUGUUUUCACAUCCAUAUCAUGUAAAAAUAAUAAGUGCUCUGUCGUCUGACUAUAUAUGCACUGUAUAUAUACUUAGUCAAAACCUGUCUAUUGUACAAUGAAACAUCUUGAUUGAAUGACUUGUUGGGUUUCGAUAUUAAAAAGGACAAAAGGAUGACUUGUCUUGUCAUGGUUUGAUUAUUA
Raphanus sativus (radish) is the source of this 1021-nucleotide messenger RNA. RefSeq lists its product as uncharacterized. The coding region runs from base 119 to 781 and encodes 220 amino acids. The transcript is spliced from 4 exons. The record is from RefSeq and is a predicted model, not a curated record. NCBI's taxonomy places the organism in Eukaryota, Viridiplantae, Streptophyta, Magnoliopsida, Brassicales, Brassicaceae.